Messenger RNA from Durio zibethinus, 848 nucleotides. NCBI's taxonomy places the organism in Eukaryota, Viridiplantae, Streptophyta, Magnoliopsida, Malvales, Malvaceae. The record is from RefSeq and is a predicted model, not a curated record.
CAAUGAAUUUAAAUUUUUUAUUAAAUUUUAUAAACUUCACUUAAAAAAACCUUUAUGUCAAGUUUCGUCUGCCUAACAUUCUCUCAUCAUAAUUACUAUCAAUUUCAACCCAACUUGAUUAUGGCCAAAACAAGGCACCCAUCCUCUUACUUUGACCUUCUUAAAUCUUUGACUCUCGAUCUCUUUGAUCUUCAUGGUCCAACCUAGAUAAAAAGGUUUUUGUUCCUAUUUUGGAAAUUGAAGAAUGAGUACUGCUACAUUGGAAGAAAGCUUUGGAAUUGGAAGAAACCCUCAACGGAAAUACAAGGGAGUGCGUCGUCGAAGAUGGGGUAAAUGGGUGUCUGAAAUCCGAGUCCCAGGCACACAGGAACGCCUUUGGUUAGGCUCUUAUUCCACCCCGGAGGGUGCUGCCAUUGCCCAUGACAUUGCUUUCUAUUGUCUCCGUCGACCAUCUUCCUUAAAUGGCCUCAACUUUCCAUCCAUGUUACCUUCAAACGUCAGUGCAAACAUGUCUCCCAAGUCUAUACAGAAAUCAGCAUCGGAUGCUGGCAUGGCAGUCGAUGCCCAGAUGAUGUUGAGCAGACCCAUCAACAAUGAAACCAAGGAAAACGAAAACAGUGUAAUGAUGGGCAUGGAAACAGAUUCCUGGGAAAAAGAUAGCUGUAAUGGGUCAUGGGAAGCAAGUCUGGGAAAAGAAGGGGAGGCUUUGAGCAUUUCCGUUGAAGAUUAUCUCUAAAUAGAUAUCAGAAACAGCUUAAUCCAUCUCUAAAUAGAUGAAAAUUUUGUAUAUUCAAUUUAGAAUGUAAAACAAAUUAUUAGUGCUAAUUUGAUCAGAAGAGCAUGCAAUG